Molecule: messenger RNA, 1146 nt
Organism: Protopolystoma xenopodis
Lineage: Eukaryota; Metazoa; Platyhelminthes; Monogenea; Polystomatidea; Polystomatidae
Source: the annotation of a GenBank genome assembly
AUGCGCUCCCACGACAUAGACUACCUGACUCCGGCUGAGUUGGACGCCAUUCUUCAUCAGAUCAACACAAACAGCCUCAUCCAACUGCUUCCCUCAGACGAGGCUCGUUUCACCUCAGUCGUCUCUACGAGCAGCGGUCCAGGCAAGCCGGCCUCUCUGCCCAGCGACCAGGUUUGGUCGUCUCUGCCCACCCCUAGAGGAGUACAAGCCCGCUUCGUAGGUCUGAACGAGGAGAAAAGCAGAUGUGGAGAUGUCUGCGGCAAAGGUGGCCAACGAUUCUUCAGCACAGUUACAGCGGCUCCCGAUGACCCAUCGCGACCAACACUAAAAAGGCAGAGCAACACAGCAUCCCAGUUCACUCAAACCGAAUGUCCCAUUCUCCAGGCGGGGACUAGGGGUUUAGGAGCCCGUGAACACGAUGCUCGUCUUCCGACGGGCAGCAGCGGUGACUCAGGAAACGAGUCCUCUUCACUCUCCUCUAAACUCGUGAUGCCGUCAUCCGGUAGCGAGGCUUUCGGGGAGGCUGGAGUCGGCGUCAGAGACACGUAUCCACCUGCCAUCAACAAUCCAGCAGAACUCUUCCCACGAAGGAUCCAAUCGGGCUUGACGACAGCCAACCUUCCACUCUUCACUAUUUCCGCUCAGUUGGCCCAGGAAACCGGCAAAAUGGGACGUUUUGAGAAGACCCAAACAAACGACAGUCGACGGAGGCAUCUUCUGCACGCGGAUCAGGCGGUGAACGCAUUCUUCGGCAACAAGGAUGAAACCAACCUCUGCAUGCAGCAUAGGCCAGUUGUAGUCGGGUUGAGGCCAGACGAGGCCUUGAGUCGAAAAGAAAAGGAGAAUGGUACCGACAUGUCCAUAAAAGGCUCCUCAUCCGCGGGAGUGCAAGAAGAGCCGAGGUGGCCUGUGGACGAAGCGAAAAGCAACGAAGAGAUUAAAGAAACUGUCGAUCGGCCAGCCUACUGCAAGCCGGACACUACAGUGAGAACAAGUGUAAGCAAUGAUACAGUUGAGCCGAAAAUCGCCUUUGUCUGUUUGGAGUCUGUGUCAAAUGAGCGUGAUUGUUAUCACAAAUACAAAGGACAAUAUCCUGUUUCGUCCGGUCUGGUAGCCGUUGAUCAUAGCUUUGAAAUGCUGGCUUGA